Aspergillus puulaauensis is the source of this 1932-nucleotide messenger RNA. Its product is annotated as Zn(II)2Cys6 transcription factor. Gene Ontology annotation, biological process: positive regulation of transcription by RNA polymerase II; DNA-templated transcription. The coding region runs from base 1 to 1932 and encodes 643 amino acids. Gene Ontology annotation, molecular function: zinc ion binding; sequence-specific DNA binding; DNA-binding transcription factor activity, RNA polymerase II-specific. Lineage: Eukaryota; Fungi; Ascomycota; Eurotiomycetes; Eurotiales; Aspergillaceae. The transcript has 4 exons. The record is from RefSeq and is a predicted model, not a curated record.
AUGCAGUCUAUCCCAAAGGUAGCCUCUCCAGAAACAUUAAGCCGAUCAACCGUCAGCCAGGGCGCAUGCACUUCUUGUAGAGCUAAGAAGUUAAAGUGUGAUAGACUUCCGCAUUCAUGCAACAACUGCACAAGGCUCAAGGAGCUAUGCAUUGUUGUCGACGUUGGGUCGGGAGAGCCCUAUCUGGACAGUCUUCAUGAGAAGGCGGAAGGUCUGCGGCGCACCCUUAGAGAGACCCAGCAUUCCCAACAGACCGGUUUGACUGAGCCCUUGCACACUCCAACCGCCGGUGGUACUGUUUCCACGACGUCCCCUGAUUAUAGUGGGACCGGGAGCAUCUUCAGUCUGGGUCAGCUCGUUGCCGCAGCCGUCUCGUCCGGGUCGGAUAACUCAGUCCUUCGCCUGGGGGCAGCCGUGGCCCAAGAACGUAAAACGAUAGAGCGAGCACACUCCAAAAACGUUGAACUGCCUGCGCUCGGCGAUGCUGUCGAGCUCCUGGAAUUAUAUUUCCAAGCAUUACAUGUGACCAUACCGUUCAUGAGACGGGACGAUGUUUUCGCUCAGCUUGAGCGACUGUAUACCUGCAACCCGGCCUACACUGGGGAAGACAAGACUCAGGACUUGUUCCAGGUGCAUAUGGUAUUAGCCAUUGGCGCCAUGCGACCAGCAGGACGGCGAGAGGUAGACUGUGCCCGGGACCACUAUAUGACCGCAAUGAAAAUGGAACCGCUUCUUACUGAGCAGCCGGCCUUUGCACAAGUCCAGAACCUGCUGCUUGUUUUUGUCUUUGCGGCGUUGCACGAUGUGGGGACUGCAAGUACCUGGGAAAUAAUCAGACAGGUAAUGAGGAUCUGUGUGAAGUAUGGCUUUCACAGCCGGGAAACCGCGGAGAGUGACCUGGUCCGUGAGCAACUUCGUCGAAGGAUAUUCUGGUCGGCCUAUAUCUCCGAUCGUCACUGUAGCCAGAACCUGGGGCGGCCGGUUGCUCUGUCCGAGGAAGAUAUCACCAUCGAGCUUCCUAUCAAUCAGGACGAUGCCAGGAUUAGGAAAGGUGACCUAAACGCCGCAGCCGGACAGUACACAGAAGUGACGAACCUGAUCCGGCACACACUGCUGAGACGACUUGGGACAAACGCACGAAUAGCCCUGAACCGUCUAUCACGCGAAAAGGCCGCGUUGACAGAGCAAGUAGAGAGUGCGCGAAACUGGACAGAUGCCCUUGAGGCCUGGUACAACUCCAGCAUCGUGAAGCAGAACCCGAGCAAUGCGUACGAAACGAAGGAAUACCUGGAUAUCAACUUCCACCGCGAACGAAUGAAGUUUCUCUCCUACCUCGUAGUUCCCUCGGAGGCCUGGGAGGCCUGGGAGGCCCCAGCUACGGCUCGGAUUGAGGACUUGUGGCAGUACACCCUGUCAGCUCGCCAGAUCCUACUGGCAUAUAAGAAGCAGUCGAAUGAUGGGUUCUUGGCACCGAAUUGGACGUACGUCCAAGAUGUUUUGAAGUCGGGCUUCGGCAUUCUUUACUGCGCGCUGCGGAUACCAGAGCAGCGCCGCCGCAACCGCGAGGGCUCUGGCCUGCUGGACUCGGAGCUAGACAGUGUGGUAGCGGCGCUCAGACUAUGUGGCGAGAUAUUGACUCGCAUCGUAGGCCAAUGGCAAACAGUAAAGCGACACGCCAGCGCGUUUAUUCAAAUGUCUGAGGCCGUGCUGGAGCAUAUUACGAGGGUGAGACUUGGUACUUUGUUAGAUACGCCGAUGGACGAAGCUGAGAUGGAUGGGUUUACAGCUGAGCCUGGAAUUGGACGAGGGACUACCGAUUUCGAUUUUUCCACUAUCGAUUGGACGCUGGACGUGUUUCACAGCGAGGGAGUGGUGCCUUUAACUGAUGCGGAGCUGGCAGAGCUGUUCGACCUAGCCCCAGAAGCUUCGUAG